AUGUUGCCCCCUGCUCCUGCCAUGGACCCCGCACGCAGACUGCACUUCGGCAGCACUCAGGAGAGAAGCAUAUUACCUGCCACUUUAACCCCAAACCUGGGGCCAGGCUGCCAUGACAACCACCAGUAUGGAACUAUUGUGUACAAACUAGAAAACACUCCCAUGAGUCGAAGAGGCUACGGACUGUCUGCCAGGACUGCAGCGCGCUUUCCGCCUCUCAGCAAGGGCCUGUCUCCAUCCCCUGUGCAGUAUCAGCCUGAUCAGACAGUGUCCAGAAGCAGCAUUUCUCCUGGAAAAACCCCAUUCAACUGCACAGCUCACAGGUUCAGAACCGAAUCCAAAGAGCAGUACCCUGGCCCUGGCAGCUACAGCGUGAGCAUGGAGCACAGGACAGUGUCAUGGCCCUCGUGUUUCGGGCGUCCGGACUGGUGCAGACUCCCUCAGCCCGAAACUAAAGCACUCCGCGUCCAACUUCAAACAGAUAAGGACUUUCGGAAGCAGAGGAGUCGUCUGGCUUAUCUGAGUUUGUACUAUUGA
This is a messenger RNA of Knipowitschia caucasica, 537 nucleotides long. The record is from the annotation of a GenBank genome assembly. Lineage: Eukaryota; Metazoa; Chordata; Actinopteri; Gobiiformes; Gobiidae.